This is a messenger RNA of Trichobilharzia regenti, 1074 nucleotides long. The record is from the annotation of a GenBank genome assembly. NCBI's taxonomy places the organism in Eukaryota, Metazoa, Platyhelminthes, Trematoda, Strigeidida, Schistosomatidae.
AUGUUCAGUAAAGGUCAUUUAGAUCCGAUCUGCCUGGUCAGACGCUACCUGCAAAGUCGUUCUGCCGAGUACAUCACUAAAAGUGUUAUCUGUAACGGAAGCAUGAGUCCGAAAAUUCGCGACCAUAUGAGACUCUUCUUAUUGAGCGUCCUAAAUGAGGACCCCGGGCUAUUAUCUUUAUGCACACUGAACGAACUGAUAUCUGUUUUUGUACAAGAAAUGAACAUUAGUCUGGAUGAGAAAGCGUGUGUAAAAUUAAAAAAUGCUAUAUGCUCUUUCUUUUGUGAUUUAAUAAAUGAAGAGGGAACUAUAAGUGUUUUGGAUCUUGAGAAUCAAAACUGUGUGCCAGUUAAAUGUGCUCCUGCUGUAUCAGACAAUGGAAAACAUGUUGUAAUGCUUUCUCGUGAAGAAGUAAUCAAACUAGCGGCUGCUACAGUUUCUGAUAAAACAAAUCCUGUAGUUUCAUUGUCGAAAGAUGGAGAAAGUAUCAGCCAGCGAAUCAAACAGCUACGUCAAACUCCGCUUCUUGCUAGUAGAUCAAUUGUACGAGCGUGUACCAAUAACGAAGUGAAUAGUAGUUCUGAUACAUCAAUCUUACAGACAGCUUCAUUAAAAAAUAUUCAAAUUAUUCAUACAAUUCCUCCUCAAUCAGAGUCGAAUCGGCGGACAGAAUCUGUUAGAAGUUCAACAGCAGCUAAAAUAACAACCAAUAAUAAUAAUAAUAAUAAUAACAACAAUAGUAUGAAUUCAACUAAGACAUUUAGUUCGCCUAUUUUGUCUUCAUUUUUAUCUCAGUCUUCAUUAAAUGAUCGUCAACGGCAUACAUCGGCUCCAUCAUCUUCAUCUUUAUCACUAAACUCUGGUUCGCGUCAGACUACUAUUGAUAAUCAUUUUAAACCACAAAACAAAACUCAGGCUAACAAUAACUUUGAUAAAGAUAGCAACAACAGUAUUAUUAAAAGCAGUAACAUUUCCAAUUCAAAAAUGAGCCUAAUUGUUAAACGUCAAUUAAGUGAAGCUGUAGUACCACUUCGACCUUCUACAAAUGGGCUAUACGGGGAUAUAUAUGAAUAG